Messenger RNA from Alternaria arbusti, 438 nucleotides. RefSeq lists its product as uncharacterized. NCBI's taxonomy places the organism in Eukaryota, Fungi, Ascomycota, Dothideomycetes, Pleosporales, Pleosporaceae. The transcript has 2 exons. Bases 1 to 438 code for a protein of 145 amino acids. The record is from RefSeq and is a predicted model, not a curated record.
AUGACUUCCCUUUACAAUACGGUCGGUUGGAAGACAUCUUCCAUGCAAGAUCUAAAAGACCAAACCAAGAAACUACAGUGUGAAAGCGAUUUGAGGAAACUGCAAAACACAAUAAGAGAUAGCAUAAGCGAAGGCAUUAGGGCUCAAACUCUCAAAGAGGGCAUCAGUCUCAAGAUCGAGAACGAAGACGGCCAAGUUUUCUUCCGCCCAAACGGCACUAUGAAGGGCAGUUCAGCACUGAACAUCGAGAUGAAGCACAAAGGAUUCAAUGGCAAGAUCUACGUUGAACCCGGCGCCUCAAGCUGGUUCACUGGUGGAUGGGCCAGAGCGCUCGUUCUGGUGGGAACGGUAUAUCUAUACCGUAACGAACUCCGCAUCAUCGGCCGAGGUGUGCUAGCUGGAGCGAAUCUAGCCAUCGAGCGUUGGGAACAACGUUAG